CCCCGCCCCCGCGGCGGCGCGGGGCGUGGCGACCCCUCCCGCGGCGCUGAGGGAACGAGCGGCCCGCCCGGCCCGGCCCGGCCCGCCCGGCGCUGCCCGCACCGGCACAGGCCCAGCCGAGCCCCGCGGGGCCCCCGAUGAUGCCGGGGGCGCGGGCGGCGGAGGAGCAGCGCCUGGACGUGUGGCGGCCGCCGCCGCCCCAGUGAGGGCCCCGCCAUGUCGGUGAUGGUGGCGAGGAAGAAGGUGGUUCGGAAAUGGGAGAAGCUGCCGGGCAGGAACACCUUCUGCUGCGACGGCCGCAUCAUGAUGGCCCGGCAGAAGGGCAUCUUCUACCUGACGCUCUUCCUCAUCCUCGGCACCUGCGCCCUCUUCUUCGCCUUUGAGUGUCGGUACCUGGCAGUCCAGCUGUCCCCAGCCAUCCCCGUGUUUGCAGCAGUUCUCUUCCUAUUUGCCAUGGCUACGCUCCUGCGGACGAGCUUCAGUGAUCCUGGGGUGAUCCCAAGAGCCCUGCCUGACGAGGCAGCCUUCAUCGAGAUGGAGAUUGAGGCCACCAACGGGACCGUGCCGCAGGGUCAGCGUCCGCCCCCACGGAUUAAAAACUUCCAGAUCAACAACCAGAUAGUGAAGCUGAAGUAUUGCUACACAUGUAAGAUCUUCCGUCCGCCCCGUGCCUCUCACUGCAGCAUCUGCGACAACUGUGUGGAGCGCUUCGACCAUCACUGUCCCUGGGUGGGCAACUGCGUGGGGAAGAGGAACUACCGCUAUUUCUACCUCUUCAUCCUCUCGCUCUCACUCCUCACCAUCUACAUCUUCACCUUCAACAUAGUCUACGUAGCACUGAAAUCUCUGAAGAUUGGGUUUCUGAACACGUUGAAGGAAACCCCAGGGACUGUACUGGAGGUGCUCAUCUGUUUCUUCACGCUGUGGUCGGUGGUAGGGUUAACUGGGUUCCACACCUUCCUGGUGGCACUGAAUCAGACAACCAACGAAGACAUUAAGGGUUCCUGGACUGGGAAGAACCGCGUGCAGAAUCCCUACAGCCAUGGCAACAUAGUGAAGAACUGCUGUGAGGUGCUUUGUGGGCCUCUGCCCCCCAGUGUCUUGGACAGACGGGGCAUCUUGCAGCAAGAGGAGAGUACAGCUCAGGAGGAGUCGUGCCCACGGGGGCCCAGCACUCAAGAGCCCACUGCUGCUCAGGGCCCCGGUGGGCAGGCAGAGGAGAGCAGCGCUCAGCAGAAGGAUGGCAGCCUUCCUCACCUGAGCGCCGUCCCUGCGCCAUCCCUGAGCAAUGCUGAGAUGCCUGAAGAGAAGCAGCUAACGUCUGGGGAGCUCCCAGUCCCAUCCCAGGACGCUGGGCAAGCAGAGCACUAGCAUCUGCUUGAAAGGGAGAACUUUCUUGUUUUGUCUAAUCAAAGCUGGAAGUGAUAGAGGAGAGGAGGAGAUGGGCUGGAUGGCAGGCAAACGAUUCCUCAUGGCCAUUUUGCUUUAGUCAUUAUUCACCUCGAUGUGCAGGCAGUGCGGGCUGGCGCUGGCCUUGCAUGGUGUCAAAGGAUAACGAGCGUGAGUAGCCCACCUUGGUCACCGAGGGGCACUCACCACCACUGAGGCUGGCCUGCCUGCAGGCCGAGGCAGGACCUCUUGCUCUGCAGGUUGUCCUGGAUGCUAAAUACCGGCUCGGUGGCUGGGGCUGUCCCUCCGUCUGGCCCCGACUCUUUGACGAGACGACUUGUGGUCAAGCAGCUCAGAAGCGACGUUAGGGUCGGCCUGCUCCCUACUGCUGAGGAAUCCUGAUGGGAAGGGGAAAGCAAUUUAUGGCAGUAGCGUCCUCUCUCCCCUCCUUCCUCCUUCCUCUAAUCUGUGGCAUUGUUUUAUUGGUUAACGUGGCAGGGGUUGUCGGGAGACAUUUUGGUGCCAAGAGGGCCAAAACAACCGGGAAGGAGUUCUGCUGGCAACGAUUUUUAAAGUA
This is a messenger RNA of Aquila chrysaetos chrysaetos, 1966 nucleotides long. RefSeq names its product zinc finger DHHC-type palmitoyltransferase 9 (gene ZDHHC9). Gene Ontology annotation, cellular component: endoplasmic reticulum; Golgi apparatus. Lineage: Eukaryota; Metazoa; Chordata; Aves; Accipitriformes; Accipitridae. The transcript is spliced from 10 exons. The coding region runs from base 217 to 1371 and encodes 384 amino acids. The record is from RefSeq and is a predicted model, not a curated record. Gene Ontology annotation, molecular function: protein-cysteine S-palmitoyltransferase activity. Gene Ontology annotation, biological process: peptidyl-L-cysteine S-palmitoylation; protein targeting to membrane.